Messenger RNA from Portunus trituberculatus (swimming crab), 348 nucleotides. RefSeq lists its product as uncharacterized. The coding region runs from base 6 to 317 and encodes 103 amino acids. The record is from RefSeq and is a predicted model, not a curated record. NCBI's taxonomy places the organism in Eukaryota, Metazoa, Arthropoda, Malacostraca, Decapoda, Portunidae. The transcript has 4 exons.
UCGAGAUGAAUUCUGCAACUUGCAUUUCAACAAUCCUGCCAGAAACAUGGCCCACCUGCCCCACCACUGAUCUGCUGACACAUGCAGAGAUCAAUUUUGCAACUUGCAUUUCAACAUUCCUGCUUGAAGUGCGGAUCUCCUGCCCUUCAGCACACAUGGCCAGUCACAUGCCAAGACGAUGGAAUGCUGUCAGCGAGCAGCAUGGAAGACGCAGAGAGAGUGGUGGUCAGGUGGUGGUGGAGACAGGGAGAGUAUGUGGCCUGGAGAUUAACAAACAGAACACCAAUAAUCUUGUGACCUCCAUGCACCCUUCCUAAUGUCAAUAAAGUUGUCUUAUCAUGCCCAAAA